Molecule: messenger RNA, 7176 nt
Organism: Necator americanus (New World hookworm)
Lineage: Eukaryota; Metazoa; Nematoda; Chromadorea; Rhabditida; Ancylostomatidae
Exons: 57
Coding region: 1-7176 (2391 amino acids)
Biological process (GO): protein phosphorylation; telomere maintenance; DNA damage checkpoint signaling
Cellular component (GO): nucleus
Molecular function (GO): protein serine/threonine kinase activity; protein binding
Source: RefSeq, a predicted model, not a curated record
AUGUCGCUAAAGACUGUUGGGCUAGAAGAGCAGCGAAUUUCCGCUUGUAAUGGCUUGGAUGCAGAUAUGCACAGAGACAUUGCUUGUACAGAGAGGCUUUUGAAAGCUGGAGAACGUUUCUAUCACACAAAAGAUCCGGAGUUACGUCGCAGACUUUUACAUCAAAUACUGGACAUCAUCUAUGAAAUGAUUGAUCUCAAAUAUGACAAGAUGAUCCGUGCAGAUGCACUACUAAGCUCUUCCACCUUUGAUGAUCAUAGGCAGCAGUUGUUGUUUGUUUUCACAUGUUUGGAUCAUUGUCAUCAGUUUGAAGAACUCUCUGAUGAUUUUGUAAAAUGGAUCAUAUGUCGAUUCAUUCGAUCUUGUACCAGCAUAGUUGUUAAUGCGAGAUUCGGAGGUUUUCUACAAGAAAAAAUUUUGCAUCUUGCUGGCCUGAUCAAGGACAAAAUCAAAUUCCUUAACCACAUAGUCAUACAGCUAGCAAAUCUCGUGAAUGGCGGUAAUUCGUUCUCUCUGGGUGAAGCAACUGGCAAAUAUGACUCUCAUAUAGUUCUCUUCGAUAUUCCUGACGGCCGCAGCACCAUAUAUCUAUCACUACUAGAUGUAAUCAGACAUGUGAAGUUCAAUUAUGAGUCACUCUCAUGCAGAUCGCUGCAGAUCCUGUGGAUUUCACUAGUGAAGAUUUGCGCUGAGGGGCAUCCUCGCUUAAAAGCGACAUGUGUCCUUUUGUUCCAAAGACUCCUUUCAUUGGAUCUUGGUAACGAAAUCGUUUGCCGACUAGUUUUUGAUGUCAUAAUGGCUACUGAGGAGUUUAUCCAGAGGGAGGAGAAUUCAGCUGAAGGUCUGGAGACAUUAGUUCAGGCUCACGAAAGUUGCUUGAAGGUGCUAAUGGAACUCCUUGAUGAUAUACAACAUAAGAAAUCAUUCGAUAAUAUUGAUGUUUCCGUUAUUCUGUCUUGGGGAGUUCGUGCGGCAGAACUAGCAUUCGUUUUCCCUGUAAUACCGAUCCGUUUUGAACUGGUUACUACUACCGUUACACGUUUGCUUAGCCGUUUACAUGGUGACCUUCAACCAAAACAUGUGGAGUUGAUUAAUAAGUUGGCUGAUCUCACCCAGAAGCUGGUAGAACGCCUUCUUGACCUGGACCCUAGCAACAGCGGAACUAUUGCAGAGCAUCUUCGAUCAUAUUGUUCAUUUUUGCUUAACGUCGAUGCCCUUUUAUUUCAGACCGUUCGCGGUCAGUGGAUAGCAACCUAUUGUGAAUCUCGUUGGCAAACUUUAAUGCGAACAGGGAAACACGGAGAUGCUAUGAGAAUUAGAAGGAUUGCAACGGCCGCUUUAGCAUUAUGUGAAGGAGAAAAUGCAUCUGUAGUAUUUACAAAAGUUCUUCCGACAGAAAACCAACUUAUAGAGGUCAUCGAGGCAGCAUCUACUCUAGGACCAGCUGCCUCCUCGAUCUUGCUGGCAGUGUUCGAAAUCGUUGGGGAUUUAGUUUCGCAUCAUACAGAAUUUCCCACCACUACCUCAGUGGCUUUUCUUUCUUUACCAUGGCUGGUGGAUCCUGGACUGCAACUGCAAUCUCGCCGACAUAUGACCUCCCUCCCUCUUUUGAAAGAAAUGAAUCGUCUUGCAAGGAUGAACGCCAACAACACAAAUGACAAGAUUCUGGAAUACACGUUGUCUGCUUUGUCUUUCGUUCAUGGAUUCUGCGACUGGCGAAGAACUAUCCUGUUAGCGGCUAUGUCAUCAUCCCGUUCCGUUAUUGUGCAAGCUUCUUUGUCGCACUUGGCAAUGUUUGUUUCCACCCUGGACACACCAUCUCUACACCGUCUUCUAACUCCUGCAGUCGAGUUCGCAUCGAAUCCAAACUUCCCGAAUUUGAAUGUGGAUAUGGCUUGUAUACUGAACGCUCUGUCUCAUUCACUUUGUGCCAGCCAUCCAGCCAGUCGUGUGCAAGGUGCUGAUGGAGUGUCCUGUUCAGCAUGUGAAAAGUUAUCGGCGGGAAUAUCUGUGCCAGAGCAAGAGAGAAUGGAACAACUACCUGGCUUGUUUGAAUUGCUUGUGAAAGUGUUGACUAACGAAAAAUACAAAAAAGAGAAACAUAUCAGACUUGAUGCUGCUGGCUUGACUUUUACCGCCUUAUGUCACAUGAACUGUCCCCCGGAUGUGUAUCUGAGGGUGGCCAAAGCGAGCCUCGGUUUCAUCAACGAUGAAGACGAGGACGUCCGCAGUGUUUAUCAGUCUGCAUUCAAAGUGAUAGUUUCUCAAUCGCUGUCUUCCGAGCUGAUCGACACUAUCUUCACUGAACAUUUUUGUGCAAUCUAUCCAGCGGAAUGCGAGCAGACGAUGAUGGAGGCGUCCAAUCCCUUCUUGGUAUUGGCGGCAAAGCAUUCAAGUUCUCCGGAUCUUGCCGACAAAUCUUUGCAUCAACUGCUCAUCCGUGCUUUGCGCUUCGUUGGAUCCACUGCAAUUUUUGACGAUUGCAAGCGUACCAUUCAAGACUUAACCGCGCAAGAGUUUCCGGAUGGAGCAGACACACGAAGAUUUUUUGCUCGAAGAAAGAGGGCCUUCUGCACCGACAUAGUCGAUGAAGUAGUGUUUGCCUUACGUAUUGAAAACGAUGAAUCUGAUGAAGUUAUAAACGAGGAGAUGGAUGACAUUCUUCAAGUAGCACAGGAAGCAUUUGGAUUCGAGAGCAUUUCUAGUUUCAUACGUUCGUCCGUCUACAUUGUUCCCUUGAUACUGCUGUCGGAUGAAGAAAAUAGAGCGAUUGCUGUAAAAUUUCUAGAGAGGAUUCGAAGUCAUCUUUCAAAACACAAGCAAGAUUUGAUUUCAGAAUGUUUUCCUGCAGUACUGGAGAGACCUUUAAAUUCCUCAAAAAGAAAAUCCUUGAAGACGUUCAUCAAGGAAUACUGUGGAGUUGAAUUGAGGUAUCUUUUCCAUACAAAACGAUUCCUUUGUACAGUUUACGCGUUGCGGAGCAUAUCCCUGGACACGAACGGAUACCUUGAAGUUUUACAAAGCAUGCGUGUUGGUCAAGUGUAUUCGAGAGAACCGUUUUCCCUAACUGCUGUUAUGAAAUUCAAUUGUGAAUACCUUGGAUUUCUUCUUUCAUUUCGCCGCAGUUUGCUCGACGACGAUCAUUAUGAGCAACGGCCCGUCUUAUUAUCAAGUCUUGCAACGAUCAUUCGGUUAAUCGAUGAAAAAUUCCUCGAAGAAACUUGCAAUAAGGUAAUGGUUGUGCUUCGUGCCGCAACAUCUGUCGGAGAGGGCUCGGUAGCCGUUUGGACGGAGUUUGUGCGGAGACUUAGCGACGGAAUGCUUGCCACCUUAUUGCCUAAAAUAUUGAUAGCAAUCCAACCAUUAUUGAAAUUCCCUGCUACCAAUGAUCUGCUUGACAAUAUUUUUGAUAGGAGGAAACCUCUAGAGAUUGAGCAAAGUGAAGCAUUCGAAAGAACCGCAAUGGUUUUGUUGAACAGUGAGGCCGGCGAUUCAUCACGUAUUAACUUCCAUCUCAGAAGAACAUGCACUGACGAUUCUAUCGAACGCAUGAUAACAGGAUGCGUUCGAAUGCUGCUUGAAGAAUGCGACACCGUCGGCAUAGUGGUUUUACAGAAGCUUCUUUCUGUCCUGAAUGGAAGUCCUUUGCCAGAUGCGUUGGCUGCUGCUCUUAUUCCUGCAUUAUUGCACACUAUGCGCAGCUCCGGUGACAGCUUUCUUCGAGUAUUGUCCGCUCAGUGUCUUGGGCGACUUGGAGCUGUGGAUCCUGGUAGGAUUGGCUCAUCCAGUAUCACUCCGGGUGGCGAUCAGAAGAAAAUAGUUUUUGUGGAUGAUGCUAAAGAAUUCUACAUUGACAUCCUGGAACGUGCAUGGCGCGUGUAUUCGAACAUCCUCGAUGCAGAUGUUCUAGACCAAGUGGAGUAUGCCCUACAGUCUCUGCUAUCCGAAUUAGUUGGAAAAACUGACGAGCUGGGGAUAAUGGAGAGGUUGAGUGAGGAAUGUCGGCGAGAUAUUGAACCGUUUCGUAGCAGCAGCUUGGUACAGACGCAUGAUAGGAGAGGGCCAAUAAAAGAAAGGCCAAUCGUUGACCACACUUCUGGAUAUGAAGAAUGGCUGCUUCAGUGUUUCAUAAUUGGGGUUCCAAAAGUUCGUCAACAUCCUGAAAAAGAAGUAUUCAAAGCGCUAAAAUGGAUAGUAUUUGCAAGAGACGCUGUGUUUACACGGCAUAUCCUCCCACAGUUGAUUAUUCGACUCAUUCUUGAGAACAACGAAGGCAUGAUCAAUGAGUACUGCGAUGAGAUGGCCAGUGUGUUACGCAGAGUUGUCACAAACGCAGCAGGCUGGAUGCGGCUAGCAGCUCACGUUGUUUUCUUCGUUCUGGAUACGCUAGAGCAAUUCGCCAUCAGAAGAAUGGCGAAGAAAAGGCCCAAUGAUAGAGAACUGGAGAGAACUCAAACAUUCCUAUCUCGGGUGUUCUCGGAAAAGACUCCUGACGGGUCUUUAUUAGUCGUACAGGCUGCAGAAAGGUGUCAAUGCAUGCAUAGAGCACUUCGUUGGUGUGAACAACAUGAAAUCAAACAGGAUGACCUCGGUUGCAAUAUAUUUGAUCGUAAUCACUUCUAUACACUUGAGCGCAUCUACACUCAGCUCCAAAACGUUGAUGGUGUCCUGGGGUCUUACGAAUGUAUUUCUGCGUGUACGUCUCCAACAGCCGAUGAAAGAAUUCUAGCGCUUGAAGCUAACGGAGAUUACAAUGAAGCACUUCCAUUGUAUGCACAAUCAGUGAACAACAAGGAGCUGCAAUUGAUCAAAUGUCUUCUACGAUUGAAUCAACCUCAACUGGCACUUAAUACAGCGAUUUCUUUCUAUGAAAAAGAAAGUGAGGACAAAUCGCCACAACUUGUGAGCUCUUUGGCGUCAAGUCAGCUUGAAGCAACUUGGCAUUUGAGAGAUUGGAGCAGACUAGAGAAGAUGGUGCUGAGAUCUGAUCCCCUGCUUGACCGAAACGACUCCUCCUGGGGAGCAGCAUGUGCAUCCAUUCUCUGCGCAAUCAAACGACGAGAACCGCUGAAAUUGACAGAGCGACUAUUGGCAGCACGUCAACGACUUGUAGAGCGAAUCACGGCAAAAACUAUAGAGGAUUCGAACACCUAUACUCAAGCAUACAAAUACAUUGUCGAUUUACACAUCCUAGAGGAGAUUGAUGAGUCUAAGGAUACGCUUUCUCUUCUAUCUUCACGUAGAGCAGUAAAUCUGAGUGCGAUAUUGGACAAGUGGCAGGCUAGGUCAGAAUGUGUUGUGCAAUGUUCGAACAUCUUGGAGCCGAUCCUCCUAGUCCGUCGCGAACUUCUACGAGCAUCGGCCGAUGCAGGAGCUGUAAAUCGCCAUGAUGUUGACAACGCACUCACACAACUGCUCGUACAGAGUUGUCGCCUAGCACGUCAAUCGGGCCACCUACAAAUCGCGUGGACGUUUUUAGUGGAAGCGAAAGCAUUAGGCGUCAACCUCAAAGAUGUUGGAAUGGAAGAAGCGAGGUUUGAGUUCCAGAAGGGCAACCAAUCGCAAGCGAUAGGAUUGUUGACAAAACUGCUCACAACAGAAUUCUCCGACAUGAAUAAAUUAUUCACAAACUUUGUACAAUGGCAUGAGGCUGGCGCUAAAAGUAGCCCAGAUUCUCCGGACAUUCUUGUGAAAAACACCGGUAAAGAGUCGAGGGCUGCGUUUGCUGAAGUGCAGCUACUUCGUGCGGAGUACAUGUUGAAGUCUGGAGCAGUAGCGGCCACUGAUUUGUAUCAGAUCUACUUGUCAUUGCAGAAGUUUGAUGUACCAUCGGAAGAUCUACAUUAUCGUGUAGCUGUCUUCUGUGAUGGUAUGUACAGUAUCGACACGGAGAAAGUCCGAAGUGAUCUAGUCGCUAAUAUUCUAAAAUCCUAUGCAAAUGCUCUUCGAUUCGGCCGCAAUCAUUUGUUCCACGCAAUGCCAAGAAUGUUGACCAUUUGGUUGGACGUUAGUCAGAAGAAGACAGAGAUGAUGCGCACCCGAGGUUCUGAUGCUCGAGCUAUUGAAAUGAAUCAUCGCGAUAACAAUGAUAUCACACAAAUGAACACAGAAAUUUCUCGAGCGUCUCGUCAAUUGGAUUCAUAUGCGUUUUAUACCGCUUUCCCGCAACUAAUUUCUCGAAUAGUCCAUCCGAAUGUCUCAGUUUUCACAACUUUGAAGGCAAUCCUAGCUGAUCUAAUCUGUAAAUAUCCCCAUCAAUGUCUAUGGCAAUCCAUUGCGGUCUAUCGCACUGGUCCUUGGCAAAAGAACAUUCGACAAGAAAGGUGUUCACAGGUGUUUGCAGUUGUCAAGAAUAAACGACACAACAUGGAUCAAUUGAUCGAUCAGUACGACUAUGUAGCAACAAUCCUGAUUGAGCUAGCAGAGAAAAAAAUAAGAACGUGUGGUUCAUUUUCUGAUUUGCCCAAAGUGUCUCCUCGUUUGCAUAAAUUUUUCACGAAAGGAGAGCUAUGCAGCGAUUUACUAAUGGGAGCGAAAGAACGAGGCUUGUCUGGAAUGCGAAUCGUUACACCUUCGGUUAUGAUCCCAUUGACGGAAAUGCUUGAGCAUGCAUUGCCCAAAGACUUCUCUGACAAGGUCUGCCAGUUCUCUCAAUUUGUAAUGGACGCAGCCACACCCACUCAAUCGCCAACAGAAUUGCCUGAAGUGUUUAUCUCCAGUGUAGAUCCUGAUUACCUGGUUCUUAAAUCGAUGGUGAGGCCGAAACGCAUAGCUCUCCGUGGUGGUGACGGCAGGAGAUAUUUAAUAAUGUGCAAACCAAAUGACGAAUUACGCAAGGACGCUCGUUUUAUGGACGUUAACAGGAUGAUGAAUAGCCUGAUGAGGCAAAAUGCUGAUGCUCGUCGACGACAACUUUCGGUUCGCACAUUCAGCGUAAUUCCAUUGCAGGAGGCUGGAGGUAUUGUGGAAUGGGUACCGAAUUUAACACCUUAUCGUGGAGUGUUGCAGCCACUUUUCGAAGAAAAAGGUGAUCCUUUAGCAGACGCGCAAUGGUUUACUAACUGGAAUGCAACUUCUUCUUUGGAAGAUCGUCUAGACAGAUUGAGAUCUGUAUUUUAUCGCCGUUAUCCGUUGGUUAUGGCUGAAUGGUUUAGGUUUGUUUCUGGAUUUUUUUAA